GGUCUCACUCUCUGUCAUCAUCCAACAUGACACUUUCCUUCUCUUUUCCCUUGCUCUUGCGUCUCUACAAAGCCCACUAACUCUUCCGCUCUUUCGACCCUCCUCCUCCUCUGCUAUUGUUUUGUCUAUUGUUGCUUCCUCUUGUUGCUUCCCAUGGCUUUGGCUCUCCCUGCAUUCUUCUUCCCUUCCCAAAAACCCUCUCUUUUGUCUUCCCACUGGCUUGGAGGGGCUGACCUCCAUUCCUACCAGCAUCAGUAUAGACUUCUCAAGACUAGGAAAAAGCCAUGUGUUGGUGCAUCACUGUCAGAGCGUGGAGAGUAUCAUUCACAGAGACCUCCAACUCCUCUCUUGGACACUAUCAACUUUCCCAUCCACAUGAAGAAUCUCUCAAUCAAGGAGCUUAAACAACUCGCAGAUGAGCUCCGUUCGGACAUCAUCUUCCAUGUCUCAGAAACCGGAGGUCAUCUUGGCUCGAGCCUUGGUGUUGUUGAGCUAACAGUUGCCCUCCACCAUGCCUUCAAUGCUCCUCAAGAUAAGAUACUCUGGGAUGUUGGCCACCAGUCAUAUCCACACAAAAUUUUGACAGGGAGGAGAGACAAGAUGCCAACUUUGAGACAGAAGAAUGGCUUAUCGGGGUUCACUAAACGCUCGGAGAGCGAGUAUGACUCCUUUGGUGCUGGUCACAGUUCCACCAGUAUCUCGGCAGCCCUUGGGAUGGCUGUUGGAAGAGACCUGAAGGGAAGAAAGAACAACGUGAUCGCGGUAAUAGGAGAUGGAGCCAUGACCGCGGGACAGGCAUAUGAGGCUAUGAACAAUGCUGGAUAUCUUGAUUCAGACAUGAUUGUCAUACUGAAUGACAACAAUCAGGUUUCUCUGCCCACUGCUAAUCUUGAUGGGCCUAUACCACCAGUUGGAGCUUUGAGCAGUGCUCUCAGUAGAUUGCAGUCUAGCCGGCCUCUGAGAGAACUCAGGGAGGUAGCCAAGGGAGUCACAAAGCAGAUUGGUGGGUCAAUGCAUGAACUAGCUGCAAAAGUUGAUGAAUAUGCUCGAGGAAUGAUUAGUGGAUCUGGUUCAACAUUGUUUGAAGAGCUCGGUCUCUACUACAUAGGUCCAGUUGAUGGUCACAACAUGGAUGACCUCGUCACCAUUCUCAAAGAGGUUAAGAGCACAAAAACAACAGGCCCCGUUUUCAUCCAUGUUGUAACUGAGAAAGGAAGAGGAUACCCCUAUGCGGAGAGAGCUGCUGACAAGUAUCAUGGUGUCGCGAAAUUUGAUCCAGCAAGUGGGAAGCAAUUCAAAUCUAGUACCAAGACUCAGUCUUACACAAAAUACUUUGCUGAGGCUUUGAUAGCUGAAGCAGAGGUGGACAAAGAUAUUGUUGCAAUCCAUGCAGCAAUGGGAGGGGGAACAGGCCUCAACUACUUUGUUCGCCGCUUUCCAGCAAGGUGCUUUGAUGUUGGAAUCGCAGAGCAGCAUGCUGUCACAUUUGCAGCUGGUCUAGCCUGUGAAGGCCUUAAGCCCUUCUGCGCAAUCUACUCAUCGUUCUUGCAACGGGCUUACGAUCAGGUGAUACAUGAUGUGGAUCUGCAGAAACUGCCGGUAAGGUUUGCGAUGGAUCGAGCAGGGCUCGUUGGGGCCGAUGGACCGACUCAUUGUGGAUCAUUCGAUGUCACAUACAUGGCAUGCCUGCCAAAUAUGGUGGUCAUGGCUCCUUCAGACGAGGCUGAGCUGUUUCACAUGGUUGCCACUGCAGCAGCCAUCGACGACCGGCCAUCUUGUUUCCGAUAUCCAAGAGGUAAUGGGGUUGGUGUUCCUCUACCUGCAGGAAACAAGGGUGUCCCUCUUGAGGUGGGCAAAGGUAGGAUACUGAUUGAGGGUGAGAGGGUGGCACUUCUGGGAUAUGGAGCAGCUGUUCAAGCCUGCUUGGCUGCUGCUUCCCUGGUACAGCAACAUGGCCUGAAAGUAACGGUUGCGGAUGCGCGCUUCUGCAAGCCAUUGGAUCGCGCCCUCGUUCGAAGCCUAGUGAAAUCGCAUGAGGUUCUGAUCACAGUUGAAGAAGGCUCCAUCGGGGGAUUCGGCUCUCAUGUUGCUCAGUUCAUGGCUCUUGAUGGCCUCCUUGAUGGCACAACUAAGUGGAGACCAAUGGUUCUUCCAGAUGGAUACAUUGACCAUGGAUCACCAGCUGAUCAGUUAGAAGAGGCUGGCUUGACACCAUAUCAUAUAGCAGCUACUGUAUUUAGUAUUCUUGGACAAACUAGAGAGGCUCUUGAAAUCAUGUCAUAGUGAGAAAACAACAGGUAAGUAGAUAAAGAGGGUGGUCUUUGUCCCCUUGACUGUAAAUUUUGAUGUUAGUGUGGUAAGAAGAAAACAGGUCUUUGAGCUAGUCUGAAUGCAAAAUGAUUCACUUGACCAAA
Molecule: messenger RNA, 2414 nt
Organism: Phoenix dactylifera (date palm)
Lineage: Eukaryota; Viridiplantae; Streptophyta; Magnoliopsida; Arecales; Arecaceae
Product: putative 1-deoxy-D-xylulose-5-phosphate synthase, chloroplastic
Biological process (GO): terpenoid biosynthetic process; chlorophyll biosynthetic process
Cellular component (GO): chloroplast
Molecular function (GO): 1-deoxy-D-xylulose-5-phosphate synthase activity
Source: RefSeq, a predicted model, not a curated record